Pectinophora gossypiella (pink bollworm) is the source of this 7295-nucleotide messenger RNA. RefSeq lists its product as uncharacterized. The record is from RefSeq and is a predicted model, not a curated record. The transcript is spliced from 5 exons. Bases 504 to 1286 code for a protein of 260 amino acids. Lineage: Eukaryota; Metazoa; Arthropoda; Insecta; Lepidoptera; Gelechiidae.
UGAAUUAGAAACGUCAAGAAAUAGUUAAAAAAGCCGCAAAGGCCUGUAGUCUUUAAUUUAUUUUAUUGUUAUUUGUUUAAUUAUUGUUAAUAACUACUCUAGAAUAGUUCAACAACCAUAAUUUUAUCUAGUCUUAGAUAUACCCGUUCUAUUUUUACCUUGAAAUUAUGUAGAAUGAGCAAGUUAUGGUGCCAUAAAGUGUUUGAUUGACUGUCCUUUGUUAUGAAAAUUGUAGUUUUUAAUGCUUUUGAGUGAAAAUAUCGGUAGAAAUAGCCAGUGAAACUGUUCUAGAAGCCACUCCGCGUGCACCCGUUCAAACAAAGAGGACACCAAACCAGUUUCCAGCGUCUGGCAACAGUUUUAUUACCACUGUAACAUAAUUUCGUAAUAUCUCGCCCUUUCCCUCUAAAUGAUGCCUGAAUCGACCAGAAUCUGCAUGGAAACCCUUCUCGAAAUACUGAAAAACAAAGAUUGUCAUCCAAAUAGAUUCUAAUACGACGAAGAUGUCGGCUUUAGAGAACAAACAAGUCUGGUCUGGUAUACCCAAAGAAAAUUUGAGUUCCAAGUAUGAAAAAUGUCGGAAUAUAGCCGAGGAGAUAUACAAGAGGAUCGACAUCACCUUCCAGAUCAAGAAACUAGAGACGGGAGCCCAGAGUGAUAUCUCAGAUAACAGUGAUCAGAUAGACAGCAACGACCUGAGCAAUGAAACGGACCUGUUCGCGUGUGACAAGAGCGACAGCAUCCCCAGCAGCGAGGCGGAGCCUCAAGCCCUCGCCGGAGAAGUCCCCGAGAAGUACAUCAACAUCAACAACAACGAGGAGACUGACAGGAAGCGGACAUGCAAGCGUCACCGCAAGAGGUUCAGGAAGCGUGUAAAGAAGCGCCAAUGGAAGCGUGCGAGCGAAUCGGACGCGUCUAGCGACGAAGCCCCAGCUCCAGCGAGGAUCGAGCUCGAGACCCAGCCCGCCUCGCCUGACCACGCUGGCGUUCCCAACAUACUUAUACUCACUAAAGACAUAAAACCAAAAAUACUGUCGUCAGAGAAAAAGCAAGCUAAGACGGACCCGAAGAAGCAUCACAAAGGCAAGACAGAGAAGAAGACAGACACACGCGGGAAGGAGACUGCCGAUGCUGUAGAACAACCUGAGAAGACCAAGGAUGCUCAUACUUGCACCAUGUGUAGUAUGAGCUAUCGCAGCGAGAGAGGAUUGAGGCGACACACAGCCAUAUCACACUGCGUAGUAUCCGAGGAGAUCGCCCGCGAAUUGGAAGGCAAACCUGCCUAGAUGGGAUAAGUACUACUUUUGAUGACAACUUCAAUAGAUUACUUAAUUAAAACUCCCGGUAUUUAAGUGACGCAAGUACCUACGAAUAAUGUCUGGCACCAAUGCCAAGAAAAAAUUUAAAAAGUCAAGACAGAAUUGAAAAAAGAAUUAUAAUUAAAACUAAAACAAAGCAUUUAUGUUUCAAAUGAAAUAGAUUUUUUUAAAUUUUAAACAAGAUAAAAUUAACAUUGAGCAUUCUGUGAAGCUCUGUGACAAGUAUCGCCACAGUAUAAAAUAAGCGUAAAUCUUAAUCAGUGUGAUUAUUGUCGUCAAAUGUAUUUAUGUCAGCCCUACACGUCCCUGAUAAAACCCUUCUUGCCGCGCAAUUAGUAUAAGUUUUUUUUUAAUUGAGGCCUGGAUGCUUGUCUUUUGUGGCAGGUCUUACUCAUUUUUUUAAAGGGUAUAAAGGCUGUCCUAGUUGCAUUAUAAGCCUGUCAUUAAUCUUACCCAUUUUUUUUAAGAUAAUGGCCUGGAAUCAAGUCCUUUGGACCAUUAAUCUUACGCAUCGUAUGUAGCAGUGUUACCAAUUUAGUAAAACUCCUACACAUUUUGUCAAAAUAUUUACCAAUUUUAAGGGACGCGUAGGGUCGUGUAGUAAAUGAAAAACUAGUAUAAAUUAGUAUUCGAAUGUGUUUUUCUUCUCACGCUAGAGUAAGGUUUUAAAAUUAAAUUAAUUAAAACGAUGUUUAAAAAAUACGUGUGAUUGGAAAGAUUGUUCGGGGGAAUGGUGAAUUAUGCCUUGUCACGUCGACCGUAUGAAGUUUAAUUUAUGAAUAGUGAACAUGUCUUUGUUCACGGUUGAAUUGAUUCGUGCGGUUGGUGUGAGGAGUGUAUUAUUUUGUUGUGUUGUAGGUAAUGUUGUUACAUCACACCCACUCGCCAGCUAUGUUUAAGUACCAUGUAAUUUGGAGCGAGCUGGUGCGAGCCUAUUACUCAUCUUUCAAACGGGAUACACUCCACGUUACUCAAUAUUUUAUAACAAUUUAUCACGUAUUUCAGCUGGAAAGUAUGGAGAACUGUCAAAAUUUAGGAACAGUCAACAGUGCUGCCACCUACAUUUGAGCUUCUAGUUUUUAACCUCAUUCAAACUCAUAAAGCCAGAUCAGCUGGUGGAUUUUAUUAUGUCACAAAUUUUUUUAUUAAAUUGCUAACAGCUUUCUUUUAUGUUUGAAGUUUAACCUUUCAAAAGAACGUAAUGUUUCAAAAAAGUUUUUAUAAAAAAGCUGCUCCAUUUAUUUUAUUGUUCUUAAAAAAAUAUGCAUAUAGCAAUGCUCCUACAACACAACAAUAAUAAUGUAGAGUGAAGCAGGGUCCAAUAUCUGUGAUGUAUGGCACUAUGUGAUUGUAGGUUAGCACAGCGACAAAUGGGGGUAGACAGAUAGUUAAAAAAGAUAAAAAAAAAUUGAGAAGCGACCGUCUGUGAGUACAAAAUUCUAUUAAAAAUAAGUCUUUUAAAAUCCGUAGUGUAAUAGUUGAUAGAUUUUCGGAAAAAAUGUUUUUAAAUGUUGAAUUUUGGAUGUGUAGAAAAGGAUGUUGUGGUAAAAAUAGUUUUAAUUUUUUGUCUAUGGUAAGAUUUGAAAUUGGAACGACAGUUGUAAAAAAAUGUGCUUCGGAAUUUUUAUGUGGCUCAAAGAGUUUUUUGAAUUUAGAAUAAGAAAUUGGAUGUCUUAAAUGUUAAGUGUUCGUCGGAAUAUAUCUGGCUGUCCUUUAAAGGGUAGGCAGAGACCGAUUCGGUCUUUUUCUUCUUUAUAGAAUAUGGCGAACAGAGGGUCUAAAAAGGCCAUAUAAAAGCAAUUUGACAUUUGCGCAUAUAAAAGUAAGUGCACAAUGCCCACAAAUGUCAAACAGCAAUAUUGCUUUUUUUAGGUAAAUUGCUUCAAUGUGGCCUUUUUAACCCCCCAGUUAUGUAAUUUUAAAGGAAUACAUUUUUUCAUAUAUUUUUAAGGGUGCUAAAAUGACACUUUUUUUAAUUUCUAAAAUGGAAAAAGUGUGGUUAUUCUAUCUUUUAAUGACUAUUUCGCAAGCAAUCUUUGGAGUUCCGCCGCAGAAAUGGCUAAAGCGGAACAUUUAUAUUUUUUAAACUUAAAAAAAAUCGUUUGAAUUACUUUGAUGGUACUAGUCAAGGUUCAAGCGGUAUUGUCUAUCUACGAUUCUGAGUUUUAAAACUAUCAAGGAUAAGAUAUGUAUUUAUUGUAGUUAAGUUUUAAAAACUAUCUUCUGCAUCUCCCGUUACUUGACCUGAAGAUUUGACAGGUCCGGUUUUUGACAGGUCCGGGAUUUGCCUUGUACACAUGUUCGAAGUAUUAAAUUAAAAAUAGUUUAAUGACAGAUUUUUUUACCACGAUUACAAUUUGAGUGUCUAUUUCAUGGUUUUGUUUGCAAAAAUCACAACUGUAUGUUAUUUUUCAAAAAGUGGCGCUUACUUUCACUAUCUACUGUACUAUAGUAUGCACUUGUGUUGUACUUAGAUUGCACCGGCAAUCUUUGAAUUUUUACAUAUUUCCUCGCCUUAUGGUUGUUCGCCAUUUGCCAUGUACCUAGUUAAGUCUCUUUUACGAAUUUGUAUUGCAUUGUAGGUUGUGAGGUCUAUGACCAACCUCAUCAACCCUGGUGUCAGGGUUACUAUUGAGCAGGCAACGGCCCCUGACAUGACUCACUGAGGUAAAUAGUAGCAAGGACCGACGUAAUAACUUGCCCGCGGAAGCACGGGCCAUCUUGCUUUCGGGACUCGAACCCGGUACCUCCGGAUAGUGAGACCACGAAGGCCAUUUUCACUACAGAACGAUGAUAUUUAAAACUCAGAAUUGUGGUUAGAUUAUAACAGAACAUAUCAAAGUUAUAUCUACGAGUAUAUUUCUGCAUUCAUUUCAAAGCAUUUCGUUUUGUGCAUGCCAGUUGCUUAUUAUUUCUUUUGACGCUGACUUUGACUCAGUAGAAAGCGGAUUGUGAGAUCUUAAAGCCUGGAAGUUACUGCUUAUUGGCAAUAAGGCUACCAUAAAAACUUGUUACUAUGUUGAUCGGGAAUUGAACCGAAGACCUUCGAGCUUGUACUGUUACACUAAUGAAUUUGUCGAGUGUGAGCAUAUAUAUUCCACGACGGUGUGUCGCCGCCAAAGGAUAUUUUCGGACUAGGGAUCGACGAUUCAACGGUGUCAUGUUAGAAGUUGUAUAUAAGCGUCGCGCUGUGCAAACUUCGUUAGCGCGUUUUAGGACUGCACCGAACGAUGUGCGCGCCAUCUGUUGGCUAUGGGCGGAACUAACUGAUCAACUAGUUGAAUCUGCCACAGGUAUUUUAAAAAAAAAAAACAGGGUAGUCUUAUUGCUAUGGAAUAACAUUAUAUUCCAAGCAAUUUUAAAGGUAGUCGGAGUCUCAUAGUAACGCCAUCUGUCGAGUCAUGUUAGCUCAAAUAAGUUGAAACUCUAAAAUGAUCUCUAAAAGUGUGUCAUUGAUUUUCUUGGUGCAAUCAUUGAGUGUUGCCAUAUUAUUUUAUUAUUAUUUUUUAAUAAUAAACAUUUUUAUUUUACGCACUUAGGGUGCGAGUGGAUUUGUUUGAAGAAGUACAUACAUACAUAAACUCACGCCUAUUUCCCACCGGGGUAAGCAGAGACUAUGGAAUUCCAUUUGCUUCGAUCCCGACACACUUCUCUUGCUUCCUCCACAUUCAUCAAUCGUUUCAUACACGCACGCCAGUUCAGAGAUCGUACUGAACCUUUUCUAAUGACAUCUCAAAAUUAUGGAGUAUUCCUUACGCCCUACGCCCAUUACAGAUAACAUCUGACUCUGCCCACACCUGUAGGGAUAUGGCGUGACUUUAUGUAUGAACUUUUUCCAACGAUCCCAUUUAAUUUUAAUUGAAGUUGUUUUGGUAACAAUGAAUGUUGUUCCUUUUUAUAUUAUAAAAUAAAAUAUUAGAAUAAUUGUUUUAUGUUGUUAGCAUAAUUAGAUUUUAUUGUUAAAUAUAAAGCUGAUUAGGAUUUUUAUUUGUUUUCAAAUAGUUUCAAAACAUUUGUGGCUAGGGAUCGACGGUCCAUAGGUGUUACGUUGGAAGUUGUAAAUGUGCGUUGCGCUGUGACAACUUCGUUAGCGCGUUCUAGGCCAUCUGCGCUGUGUAACGAGCGCCAUCUGUGUUGUAUGGGCAGAACUAGCUAGUCAUCUAGUUGGGUUCUCCACACAUUAAGCCAAAAAAGACAUCGCUCUACUAGAUUCAUAAUAAAGACGAAAUCCUAGUCAGCUAACUAUGCAUUAAAUUAAUAUUAAGAAUUUAUGUUUUGUUAUGGAAUUGAUGUAUUUUUAAGUUAAGAAGAUAAUUAUUUUAUUGAAAAGUUUAAAAUUUGUAAGGUUUUGUCAAGUUAAGAUUGGGGGUCAACAUACAUUACAAAAUUGCUAUUGGACUUUUAGUUAAUUUAUGUAGUUCCAACAUGUAUUUUGACUCGUACAAGCUUGUGACUAAGUUCAGACCAACAAUUUGUAUACAGUUAUAGUGGUGUGAAGUUAGUCACUAGUUUUUCCAAGUGUCAAAUUUACAUCUCCCAACAUAGAGUUACACGAACAGCCUUCCCAUUGGCAGUUUUAAAUUUCAUCCUUAAUUUCCACAUUUAUUUUGACACGUGCAAGAUUAUGACUAACUUCAGACCAACAAUUUGUAUACAAUUAUAGCGGUGUGAAGUUAGACCCUAGUAUGGUGUUAAAUUUAUAUCUGUCAUAAACAGCCUUCCCAUUCGAAAUUCAGUCUUAACUUGUCAAAAGAAUGUUUCUUAAAACAUUUAUUUUAUUGGUGAUUUCGUGUUUCUAGUCUAAAUUCUUUCGUUUAAUUACUGUUUUGCUGAAGUUGGGUUUAUGAUAAGACGGGAAAACUAGUCCUAUUAUAUUACAAUUUAGAAAUUAUUCUUCGUAUAUAAUCAAAUAGACUACUAAUCUUUGUAAAAAAAGUCCGCGGCGCGGCGCAUCUGGUCACUAAGCGAAGGUGUCAAGAUCGAAUUCAGUCGCAAUGGGCGUAAGAAUGACCUUUAUUUUAACAAUCAUAACAUCUUAAUUUGAGGGACCGAACGUACUAUCUACAAAACAUAAUGUAUACGUACUUACAACACGGUUCGGACGCUUUUUUAGAAAAAAUCUUAGCAUCUGUGAGUCUAUUUGUUUAUAGGAUGUCAGUGUCUGCAAGGAAAUGAAAUAGCCGUUGCACAAAGCAGCACUAGUGCCAUUUAAAAAAAACGUAACACCUUUUUGGCGGCAAUGUAGAAUAUUUCUAAAUUGUAAUAAGCUAAUGUUUAUGGUAACAUUAUUUUUGACCGGAAGCUAAAGAAGAGCGUUGUUUAAAGCGAUAACAUGAAAUUCUUAAAAAAAAUCGAUAUACAAAAAACUACUUUCAUUUAAAUAAUAAUAACUACCUUUUGAUGCAAAUCGUGACAAAUCGAAUGUUUCUUCAAAUACGCUCUUCUUGCCUAUGCAGAGUUCACUUAUUUCCAAAUAUGUAUGCUCAAUAUGAAAGUUAUAUUUUUGUUCAUAAAAUCCGAUAGAUAGGUAAAUUUUUGAAAAUCUAGAUAAUUCUCUUGCCAUAAUGAAUAUUAUAUUUAAUGUAAGGGAUUUGAUGAAUAUAUUGGCAUGGUUACAAUGUUACAAGUUCGAAUAUUUAUUAAAUAAUGCCCUACUAAUACUGGUUAUUAAUCAAAAAUGAAUCUGUAAAAAUCUUGAAAAAAGAACGAUAAUUUAUUUUAAAAAACCUUUUGACAUAUUUUUGGCGCCACUAUCUCAAAUAGUGAUUUUAUUAUCUGUGAAUUUAAGAGCUGUACAUUUUUUUUUCAUCAAAUAUCUGUAACAAAACUAGGCAAUGGCUAACAUUGACACUGCCAAUGUAUUCGUCAGGAGUAAAGUAAGCUAAGUUUUGGCCAAGCCCUAAAUUUUUAAGUGGAUGUACAACUGUACAUAUUUGAUUGUGAUGCAAAUAAAAAUGCGAUUUUCUGACAUUUAAA